UUGGAUCGCUUUUCGAGGACCCCUGCUCACUCCCCACGCCCAAUUUCUUUUCACCGUUUCUGUAGCCCGCCACAUGCCCACCACCGUCGACUCGUUCAAGGGUUCGUCGUGGACGUCUCAACGUAUAAAAGCAGUGGAUCUUCUUGGUAUCUCAUCAGUCGCAAAACAACGACGAGCCAAGUCAAUAGCAGCACCAUGAACGCUAAGCUUUUCAUAAUUUUCGCCCUCGUGGCAGUAGCAUUCGCCGAGGAAGGGGCGGAAGACACAGCCGCCGAAACGAAGAAGGACAAACGCGGGAUUUACGGGUUAGGAUAUGGAGGAUACGGAGGACACGGAUACGGUGGUGGAUAUGGUGGUGGAUACGGUGGUGGAUACGGCGGAGGUGUCUCUGUACUGACACAGCAAGUACCUGUUCCUGUUCCGCAACCUGUUGCUGUUCCCGUCGAGAGACGCGUUCCUUACCCAGUUAAGGUACCAGUCGCAGUGCCAGUAGACCGUCCAGUGCCCGUCCACGUACCGAAACCCUACCCAGUGGAGGUGACCAGGCACGUACCAGUGCCCGUUGACAGGCCAGUUCCAGUUCCAGUGAGCGUUCCAGUCAAGGUUCCAGUACCAGCUCCGUACCCCGUCAGAGUACCUCAACCCUAUGCCGUCCCGGUCGUGAAACCCGUUGCAGUCGCGGUCCAGUCGUCGCCCCAGGUCGUCAUCGAGAAGUACAACAGCGGUCACAGCGGCUGGUCCCCAAGUGGUUACUCUUCCUGGUAAACAACGCAACGUGGAUUUGGAGAGCUAGCUUUGUCUCGGCACUUCUGUUUUCAAUCGCUGUUGACGAUGUUCCUCAAAAUCAUUUCUCUACUGAAAAGUUCUGUUUCACCUGAACGGAGAAUUUUUGAGGAUAAAUUUUUCAACAGUUUGGACAAUGAUUUCAUCCUCUGCUUUUGGAUUUUCCUGUUUUUGUAAGUUUGACGAAGAAUGGCUCUCCUCGAUCUGGACCCUUCUGGAAGUCCAUGAACAAUCGUUCAGUGGAAGGGAUGGAAAAGAUCGCACUGACUUUAGGAAUAUUUUUGUAUUCUAUUCUUUUGUACAUGUAAAUCGACGUCCAUUGCAUCGUAGAAAUAAAGAAUUUUCGUACGAA
Megachile rotundata (alfalfa leafcutting bee) is the source of this 1135-nucleotide messenger RNA. RefSeq lists its product as uncharacterized. The record is from RefSeq and is a predicted model, not a curated record. Lineage: Eukaryota; Metazoa; Arthropoda; Insecta; Hymenoptera; Megachilidae.